AUGAAAUUCUUCACUUCGUUACUAUUGAUUAUUACUGUAACGGAGGCUGCUCCUCCACCACCACCGCCAUCUCAAUAUGAAUCACGUACUGCUGCCGGUUCUAUGCCAUGUUACUAUGGCUGUUGGGCACCUUGUGAAAGAAUCCAAUGUCUUAAUGGAGGUUAUUGUAUUCAACCAUCAUCUCCAGCAUCUUUAGCUUAUUGUCAUUGCCCUUCACAAUAUACCGGAUAUCGCUGUGAACAAUCAGCUGAUCCAUGCUUAAAUUAUAUAUGUAAUCAUGGAACUUGUCAAAAGGAUCGUAGUAGUCAACCAUUUUGUUCAUGCUCUGAAGGUUAUGGUGGUUCACGGUGUGACGCUCAAAUUGAUCCUUGUGCCAAAGUCAAUUGUAACUAUGGUCGAUGUAAAGCCGAGCAUAGUGUAGUUGUUUGCCAAUGUCAUCAAGGUUAUUCAGGUCGUGACUGUCUUACACCCUUGGAUGCAUGUACUCGAGUAUCAUGCAAUUAUGGUACAUGCAUUAGUGAAGGUACAUCAUACAGAUGUCAAUGUCAUCAAGGUUAUGAAGGUUCAGCAUGUGAUCGACGAAUAGAUCUAUGUUCAAAUUUUGUUUGCUAUAAUGGAGGUGUAUGUCUUACACAAGAAAAUCUACCACUGUGUCAAUGUACACUUGGUUAUCGAGGAACGAAUUGUUAUGAAUUAGAUGAUCCAUGUUCACGUUAUGAUUGUUAUGGAGGUAGCUGUACAAAUGAGCGAGGUAGUGCUCGUUGUGUUUGUCCAAGUGGUCGUACAGGAAAUCAUUGCGAAGAUGAUAUUUGUGUAUUGUACCCAUGUGCAAAUCAUGGUCAAUGUGUUCCCGAAGGCGUUACUCGACGUUGUAUUUGUCCAACCCCAUAUUAUGGAGAUGAUUGUCGAGAAUAUACUCGACAUAAUCCAUGCGAAAAUGUUUAUUGUGGUUAUGGACAAUGUCGUGAAGGUCAUUGUGAAUGUUAUACAGGUUAUACAGGACCAACUUGUGAAAUUGCACCUGAUCUUUGUGCUAAUAUUAAUUGUUAUCAUGGUACAUGUCAAGAAGGUCAUUGUAUAUGUUUCGAAUAUUAUACAGGGACCUAUUGCGAAAUUUCAACUACAACAAUUCCAACAGUAUUACCAAUCAUAUCAACAACAAUAACAACAACAGGUCGAACUUUAAAAACUCCAUGGAUUGGUCCAAAAACCGGUCAAUUAAUUGAUUAUGGCCGUCUAGGUGGAGCUCGUCUUGGUCCAAUUGGUUGGAUAUUAGCACUUGUUAGUGGUUUACUUUUACUUCCACUUGCACUUGCAUUUGCAUCACGUCAAUGUGCACGUAUUGUGGUACCACCUCCAGUUGGUGGUGGUUAUGUACCAGUCAUAACCGGUACAACAGGUGGAACACAAACUGAAGCUGAAACUCCAGCAGCACGUAGUAUUCAAUUGGAAUAUGAAAAAGGUGAAAAGUUAGCUGCAGCAGCUGAUGAAAUGGAAACAACACGAAUUGAACAAACACGUGAAGUUGUUAGAGAAUAUAGCGGUAUGGAUACCGCUGCUGCUGCUGUUUUUACUAAUUAUCCGACAAUGUCAUCACGUUAUGGUGACUUUGCACGUGAUAAUCAGCAACAACAAACAUCUUCAAAUUAUUCACAACAACAUAUCAUUGAAACAGAUUAUCAUCCACCACCAGUAGCAGAUUUUGGUUAUGCUCGUGGUGGAGUAACUGAAGGAUAUCGAGAUACAUUUGAAUCAUGGGAAGGUAUGGCUGGUGGUGCUGCUGGUUAUUCAAUGAAUGCUAUGUUUGCUGAUGGUGGUUUACAAACAGAUUAUGAAUUAAGUAAUAUUACAUCAAUUAGUAUGACACCCAAUGGAAAAUAUGCUAUUGUUGGACAAAGUCAAGGACCACCACAAAUAUGGGAUGCUGUGAAUGGACAAUUGGUUUCAAGUAUGCACGGAACAAGUAUCAAUUGUGUUAAAGUUGCAUUAGCAUGUAAUGGAACACUUCUUGUUGGUUUAGCCAGUGAUGGUAUUGAUACUCAGGCAAAUAUACUUCAAAUGUGGGAUGUUAAUACAGGAAAACCAGUACAAUUAACACAUCAAGUAAAAUGUGCUACAUUUACAUUAAGUAAUAAUUCAAAUAAUCUUAUUAUGGCUGGUAAUCAAAAAUAUGGACGUGGAAUAUCUGUUGGUAUUCUUGAUUUAAAUAAUUCAGAAUUAACAAAAGAAAUUAAAUCAGAUACGAGUCAAUCAUAUGGCGGUACACCAUCAUAUAUAACUUUAACACCUGAUGAACGUUUUGCUGUUGUUGGUUGUCCAACAGGAUCAACAACAAAUUAUGUUGUUUUCGAUUUAACGACACCACAUGAUUUAGUUCAACCACCAAUAAUAACAAUUGAUUCAGAUCCAAAAUGCUCACUUAUUUUAAAUAAUGAACAAAUAAUAACAGGUACAAGAAAUGGACAACUUAUUUAUUGGGAUAUACCAUCAUGUCAACGUAUAAGUAUCUUAAGUGAUAAUGGACAAAAUGCACAUAGAGAAAGAAUUACCGAUAUUAAAUUAUCACCUGAUCGUUCGUAUUUUGUAACAACAAGUACAGAUGCUACGGCUAAAGUUUGGGAUUCAAAUUCAAAAGAACUUAUUUCACGAUUAAUUGGACAUAAACGAGAAAUAACUUGUGCAUGUGUAUCAACAAAUCAAUUAGUGACAACUGGUUCAAGAGAUCAAAAUAUAUGUUUAUGGCGUAAGCAAGGUCAAUUAGCAUCAACAAUGCCUGUUAAUAUGACGCCACUUGAUAUACAUAUGGCUGCACAUAAUCGAACGGUUGUUGCAAUUGGUGAAAAAGAUGGCGAAAGACAAUUAUUAAUGCUUCGUGUUCUAUCUUUACAACGAUAA
This is a messenger RNA of Rotaria sordida, 2895 nucleotides long. NCBI's taxonomy places the organism in Eukaryota, Metazoa, Rotifera, Eurotatoria, Philodinida, Philodinidae. The record is from the annotation of a GenBank genome assembly.